UGCCUCCAAUUGGAAGCAAAAGUCACGCUGCUCAUUCGGUGCAAACGACCAUAGAUAACCUAGGACUCACGCUGCAGAGGCUCGAGCAUGAACCGAGCCAUGUCCGCGCGGUAGCAAACAGCGGUGGGGAUGAUUAAAUAGUCAAAUAAAAACUCGGCAGCGUGACACGAGCACGGAUAAGAGACAGAGAGAAACGAAUGACGGAAGUGUUGGGGUUAAAGAAGACUUCAAACCUUUAGGACCAUCUCUUUUUAUCCUAGUGGCGAGUCAUUUUCAUGCAGCUGAGCGCAAGCCGAGCCGCAGCCACGCACCAUCCGGCGGAAUGUCUGGCGUGUGGAAGUAAGGAAUGCAAGUCGUUGUAGGGACCUAUGUGCAGUCAGCAACUCCGUGUGUCGUUUUGUCGGGGGUGCGGUGGAGCGCUCCAUCGAUGCACUUUAUCCCACUGAACGAACGAGCACGCAGCUCCGGAUAUGGGAAAUGUAAACACUGGAACUGAGUUUUGAGACGCUUGAGCGCGCACUUGUCCUCAUCUGGAACAGUCAAGAUGGACCGCGACGAAAUGGACCAGGAGGACGGAUUGGACGGGCCAAUCCAUGGACCUCAUCGGGUCAGGCCCUCCUCCUACCGGGCCCUUCGGAGCGCUGUGUCCAGUCUGGCCAGGAUAGACGACUUUUUCUGUGAGAAAAUCGGCUCGGGAUUUUUCUCCGAAGUGUUCAAGGUGCAGCACAGGACGAGUGGCCAAGUGAUGGCGCUGAAAAUGAACACCAUGGCCUCCAACAGAGCCAACAUGCUGAAGGAGGUGCAGCUCAUGAACCGCCUCUGCCACCCCAACAUCCUCAGGUUUGUGGGAGUGUGUGUUCAUGAGGGCCAUCUGCACGCUCUGACUGAGUACAUUAACGGGGGGAACUUGGAGCAGCUGUUGGACAGUGAGAUCGUCUUGCUGUGGGCAACAAGGAUCAGCCUUUCACUGGACAUCAGCAGAGGUUUGCAGUACUUGCACAGUAAAGGAAUCUUCCAUAGGGAUCUGACGUCAAAGAACUGCUUGGUGCGCUGGGAGGCUGGCGUGUGCACUGCUGUGGUAGGGGACUUUGGUCUGGCUGAGAAGAUUCCGGACUGCAGUGACGGCUCUAACAGACAGGCGCUGGCGAUAGUGGGCUCCCCCUACUGGAUGGCGCCAGAAGUGCUGCGUGGAGAGCCAUACAACGAGAAGGUGGAUGUCUUUGCAUUUGGAAUCAUUCUCUGUGAGAUCAUUGGUCGAAUCAUGGCUGAUCCAGACUUCUUGCCUCGCACUGAGGACUUUGGGCUGGAUGUGGCGGCGUUUGAGCUCAUGGUGGGGGACUGCCCCCCGGCCUUCCUGGCACUGGCCGUUGUCUGCUGCAGUAUGGAUGCUACAAGUCGUCCCUCCUUCGCAGAGAUGGUGUGUAAGCUGGAAGAGAUGCAGGGGGAGGGGGAGGCCCAGGAUGAGCUGCCUGAAAAAGAGGCCUCUUCUGAUGUCAUUGUGGAAAAGAGGCGGCCCCUAUGUUUCCCUGGUGACCCCCACCUGUCCCACAGCCAAUCUGACAUGCUGUCCCUGACCACACCCCUCCGACAGGCCCAACCCUCUCCGCAGACCACACCCCCAACCCGGGUCAACCCCUUCUCUCAGAGAGAGGACCUGAAGGGGGGGCGGAUCAAGCUCUUUGACACGCCCAGCAAGUCUGUCAUCUCGUUGACCUUUGAUCUUCCCCCUCUCCCUGACCCUUCCGACCCCACCCACUGUGCGCGAGGUUCCCCGCGGGUCCACAGACGCACCCAGUCGCUGCCUUGCAACCCCCUGCUCAACUUCCUACCCAACGGGGUGCCGACACGCCCCACCAAGAACGAAACCGGCGCUCCGAACGAAAACGUUACGGACCAGUCGUCCAACCAAAGUGAGACGGACACGCUGAUCGAAAGCACCGUUCACGUCUUACCUCACAAAGCUGAUGCUUCAGACCGAGCAGAGCCUGAGAGGCGAUCUCCGCUCGGACACGUGAGGAAAGAGGCAGACUCUGAAUAUCCCGCUGUUUAUAUCGUUCCCCAUGGGAUGGAGGCCGACGACUGGCACGCUCACGACAGCGCUCUGGACAUGUACUCUGAGAGCAUGGUGCUGAUGCUAACUAGCACCGCUGCAGACGCACGUCACACGGCUGCCAUGGACCAAUCGCAGGAGGUUGUGAGUGGCGGGGAGACGCUGACUCAUGCAGUGGAGAAGGUGGACACAGCCAGCCCAGGGUGCAUAGGGAAGCGAGACGGAGAGGGGAAGGAAGGGAUGAGGGCACAGGCCGCGGUGGACGACUCUGGCCUGGAGUUGACCUCCCUAGAACCAGUGGAGGAGGAGGAGGAGGAGAGGAAGAGGUGAUAGGGAUGUCUGGGGAGCCCAUGGACUGCAGGGCCUCCCCUGAUCCACUAGAGGGCACUGCUGGCACACAGUUGCACCUGGACUGUAGUACUCCAUCCAAAACAACAGGGGACCCUGGGAAUCGGUCUCCGAAGGACUGCAGUACUACCUUAAAAACACUAGAGGGUGCGAAAAGACAUUUAAAUCUAGAUGGUAAAAUUCCGUUCAGGCCACUGGAUGGUACAGUGGAGUCUCUCUCAAAUGGCUGGAGUUCCCCCAUCUCCAAUAUUCCCCCUUCUUUAGAAACUCAUGACAACAACAACAGCCCAAUCACCCGGCCUCUGGGCUGGGGAGGCGGGGUCAAUGGCUACCAUCCCGCCCCCACAAGCACCGCACCAACUCCAUUCGAUAGCCCCUCCCCAGAGUACGAUGAGGUCAUUUCCUGUCCCGGUUGCUGCCUUGCUGGUCUGAGAUUGCCGUCGCUCUGUAUCCGCACAUCCAGAUCCCACUCUGCCCCAACCUAUAAGAAUCUCAGCGGAGACUCCACAGCCAAUCAGGGACUGAUGUAUCAGGCUCCGCCCACAAGUAAACACCCACCUCUGAAUGCCCAGAAGAAUGUGUGAGGGUGGAAU
Clupea harengus (Atlantic herring) is the source of this 2991-nucleotide messenger RNA. RefSeq names its product testis associated actin remodelling kinase 1b (gene tesk1b). Gene Ontology annotation, molecular function: ATP binding; protein serine/threonine kinase activity. Lineage: Eukaryota; Metazoa; Chordata; Actinopteri; Clupeiformes; Clupeidae. The record is from RefSeq and is a predicted model, not a curated record. Gene Ontology annotation, biological process: positive regulation of stress fiber assembly; protein phosphorylation; actin cytoskeleton organization. Gene Ontology annotation, cellular component: cytoplasm; nucleus.